This is a messenger RNA of Suhomyces tanzawaensis NRRL Y-17324, 1854 nucleotides long. RefSeq names its product phenylpyruvate decarboxylase (gene ARO10). The record is from RefSeq and is a predicted model, not a curated record. The coding region runs from base 1 to 1854 and encodes 617 amino acids. The transcript has a single exon. Gene Ontology annotation, molecular function: carboxy-lyase activity; thiamine pyrophosphate binding. Lineage: Eukaryota; Fungi; Ascomycota; Pichiomycetes; Serinales; Debaryomycetaceae.
AUGACCGUUGACAUAAUCCCACAAUUGGAAAUCCCCAAAGAAAUCCCGUUGGGAGAAUAUUUGUUUCUCAGAAUUGCUCAGGCCAAUCCUAAGUUAAGAUCAAUUUUUGGUGUUGCAGGUGAUUAUAGCUUGAAUUUAUUGGAACACUUGUACGCAAAAACCGUCCAGAAGCAGAAUAUCAAUUUUGUUGGUUUAUGCAAUGAGCUCAACUCUGCUUACGUUGCCAAUGGAUAUAGCAUAGCGAUUGGUGGAUUAGCAGUCUUGAUUACCACCUUCGGCGUCGGAGAGCUCUCUGCAAUUAACGGAAUUGCUUCGUCCUUCAGUGAGUAUAUUCCUAUUUUACAUAUAGUUGGAAUCUCCUCCAGAGCACAGAGGAAAUAUGCUGCUGAUCCAAAAAACCCUGUUAAGAACUUUCAUCAUUUAAUUCAGAACAAAAACCAGUUAUUAGCACCUAACCACAAUGUGUAUCAGGAAAUGAGCACCGAUGUCAGUGUUGUGCAAGAAAUCUUGGAAUCCAAUGAUGAGAAAGCUUUGGAUCAAAUAGAUAGAGUAUUGCAUGAAAUUCUCCAGAAUUCUAGACCAGGCUAUUUGUUUAUUCCGGCAGAUCUCCCUGAUUUUUAUGUUAGCACCGUCAGGCUAUUUGAAAAGCUGGACUUCUAUGGCCAUCAGAAAAAGUGUACACAACAGUUAGAUAAGCUCACCAAUCUACUUCUUGAUAAAUUAUACAAUGCUUCCAGUCCCUCAAUUUUAUCCGAUCUCCUUAUUAGCAGAUUUAACUUACAGGACAAGUUGAACCAAUUUAUCCGUCGGAUUGACCCUGGUCAGAAAUUUCUAAAGCUUUUCAGCACCAAUAUGGGAAGGAACCUUGAUGAGUCACUUCCAAACCAUAUUGGGUGCUACUUUGGAGCGGUUUCAUCCUCUCCUGAAGUAGUGAAUAUGUUGGAGAAGGAAACUGAUACUUUGUUCAUCUUUGGGCACGCCAACAUGGAGACCAACACUGCAUCUUAUUCAAGCGAUUUUUCGGAAAUCAAGGACUACAUCGAGAUUAACCACGAUUACAUUUUGGUGGAUGGAAAGUAUCAUUUAAUCAAACAAGAGCACGGCAAUAGACUUUUCACGUUAGAGAACCUUCUCGACAACCUAAUUGAUAAUUUUGAUGAGUCCAGGUACGCCCAUUCUAUCCUUCCUGUCAACGUCACAUACAAAUACUUCCCCAAGCUCGCAGCCAUAACCAACAAUGAAAAAUAUAUCCAGCAGAACAAGCUCUUGGAUUUCGUCAAUGGGUAUCUCCAGGCAGGUGAUAUCCUAUUGAUUGAUGUGUGUGCAUUCGUCUUCGGAGCAGCUGAUCUCAAGCUUCCUCCGGGGUGUCAAUACAUAUCACAGUCCUUCUAUGCUUCUAUCGGGCAUUCCUUACCCACCUCUGUGGGGGUAUGUUUCGCAGUCAACGAUCUGGGACAAAACAGGCGAAUACUCGUCUUGGAAGGUGAUGGAUCAGCACAGAUGACUAUUCAGGAAUUAUCUGCGUUUGUGAGGUACGGUAGCCAGCUCAAGGUGAAGCCCCAAAUCUUCAUCAUGAACAACGAGGGCUACACCAUCGAGAGGACUAUCCAGGGGCCCCAGCGUAGCUAUAACGACAUUGCCCCAAACUGGCACUGGACUGGGCUAGUCAGGGCUUUUGGGGACCCGGAAGAGAAAUUUCACACAUCGUUGACAUUGAACAACGACUACGAGUUGGACAAGUAUAGAAUUCGCACAACCGACUGUGCGAAUCGGUUGGAGCUAGUCGAGUUGAAGAUGGACCAAAACGAUGUUUUGACCAAGUUGGUCAGGUUCUUGGAGAAAUGCAAGCAAUAG